AUGCAACAAGUAUGUAAUGAAUUUCAGUCCGAGCUGUACAAGACAGGAGAUGGAACAUUUUGCCCUAAGACAACUGCAGUCGAUGAAAAGGUUGUGGCUUUAUUAUCUCCACAAUUUAAACCAUUAUCUAAUGAUUUUGACUUAUCAACACCAUAUUACACCAUAGAUAUUGUUAAAACACAACAGCUAAACGAUACACACGAUUUUUCUCAAGAAGUAUUGGGUGCAAAAGAAGAUUCUGUGCAUCAACUUCAACAAUUAAAAGGUUCCAAAAGAAGGAUUUCACCUCUUCUGGUAUCUGACAUCACACCGAAAAAAAGAUUUGUUUAA
Molecule: messenger RNA, 330 nt
Organism: Parnassius apollo (apollo)
Lineage: Eukaryota; Metazoa; Arthropoda; Insecta; Lepidoptera; Papilionidae
Source: the annotation of a GenBank genome assembly